AGUUAUCGUCGCUGUGUGUGCUUCGUCCUCAAUAUUAUCUGGUCAUUUCAACCAACUACAUGGCAAAUUCCACCAAGGCGUUUGAAGAUCAAGCUCUCCUUGAUCAAUGGAACUCAGAGUUCGUGGACGUGCUGUGGUCCGAUACCCUUCUCCUGGUGAUGUACAUCUUGAUUGGCGUAGUGGGUAACUCACUCGUUAUUAUUGUGUACACUCUACGUUUCCGGGACAAAAGCGAAGAUCGAUUCUUUAUUCCAUACCUUGCUGUUAUUGACUUGAUAGCAUGUUUGGUGUGCUCAUCUUUCGGUAUUGCUGUAAACCAGUAUGCUGUAACGUUUACCAAUGACCCGGCGUGUAAGGCGUUCUGGGUAUGCAGUCUAUUUACGACAGGGUGUUCAAUAUUCAUACUGCUAGUUAUAGCGGUUCAUCGAUAUCAGAAAAUAUGUCGACCAUUUUCAGUACAGAUGUCACUCCGAAGAAAGAGGCUGAGCUUAGUAGGCUGCAUAUCUGUGUCACUUCUUGUGUCACUCCCAUCGCUGGCUUUCUAUGGGACAUCUCCUGUUAUACACCCAGAAUACAACAUCACAGGAACGCGUUGUGCUAACAUUCGUGGACCGUGGACGAAAGGUGUAGCUAUAUCCUACAAGGCUGUGAUACUGCUCAUGUGCCUGGGUGUACUGAUAAGUUUGAUAGUUCUUUACUGUUUGAUAGGAAAAGCCGUCUUUAAAAGGAUUACAUUGAAUAAAAACAGACAAAUCCAAACAUCAGUUCCAACCGCAAUGUCCUCAGCAACAUCUUCAGAUACUGUGACAGCCAUCGUGGAAUCUGUCUCCGAGGAUGGGCGAAAACUAGCUCCGAAGCCGAUGUCAAAUGCAAAUUCAAAGAAGAAAACCAUCCCGGGAUAUCGACUUUCCGUGAUGUUUAUGAUUAUCACCGCAGUUUUUGUUCUCUGCUACAUUCCUAAGAUGUCCAUGAUGGUGUUUGAGUCUAAAAAUGAGAUGUUCUGGUUCACUCUGGAUAUCUCCGGUUAUGGCGCAUAUCGAUUCUUAUAUACCAUGUAUAUAAUAAAUAGCAUCGUGAAUCCUGUCAUAUAUGGAUUCUUUGAUAAAAAAUUCAGAAAGGAACUCUUGUCACUCUCUUACUGUACAUAGUCAUAAUAGGUUUCAUCAAUUUGCAAUUUUAAUUUGUCUCGUUAUGGUAGCACACCACAGUAAGACAGUCUGGCCAUGGGCAAUUUUUUUGUUAAGCAAAUAAC
This is a messenger RNA of Pecten maximus, 1252 nucleotides long. RefSeq names its product orexin receptor type 1-like. Lineage: Eukaryota; Metazoa; Mollusca; Bivalvia; Pectinida; Pectinidae. The transcript has a single exon. Bases 60 to 1148 code for a protein of 362 amino acids. Gene Ontology annotation, molecular function: G protein-coupled receptor activity; peptide binding. Gene Ontology annotation, biological process: G protein-coupled receptor signaling pathway. The record is from RefSeq and is a predicted model, not a curated record. Gene Ontology annotation, cellular component: membrane.